UAUAAACAAUGCACAUGCAAAUGCACUUGUAGAUCUUAAUAAAUUAUUAUUAUAUUAUAUGAAGUAAAUGAGGUAAAUAACAUUUGCCAUUUCAAUGAAAUGCUAAUAUGUAAACAGUCAUUUGUAUGCAAAAAUCUUAACCGAAAAAGGGUAAAAAAUUCAAUUGAGCAUGGGCAAUCGUAUGAGUAGUUUAUGGUGUAAAAAGUCAACAUUACAAAUUGCUGAUAAAAACACAAUAAACAAUCUGAAUGACAAUAAGACAAACAACUCCAAUUCCAAUUCAAAUUCCAAUAUAAAUAAUAAAAGCGGCAUUUUUCGAACGCACAGUAGUCGUUACCCUUCUCUAAGUUGUAUUUCCAGAGAUAAAAAAGGUGAUUUACCCAAAAAGAGUAACACUACCAGUGAUAUAAAUAUAAGUGCAGAUAAAGCACCAAAUGAAAUUGUAAUAAUUAACAUCAACACACCAAACACACUCUUAAAUAAUUUAACUAAAGAAGCAACAGUAACACCUACAACACCGACAAUAACAACAACACCGAGAACAACAACAAAUACAGAGAAGCAAGCAAUAUCAACAAUUGAACAAGAAUUUGAAAAAAUUAUAACAAAUUCAAACGAAACUGCAUUAUCACACGGCAGACCAAUAACAAUACAGCCGACGACAAGAACUAAAGCAUUUAUAACAACAACACCAACGCCAGAGAUAGCAACAACAAUUUCCACUAAUAUUAAAACGAAUCCAAAAGUAUCAACAUCACAAACGUCAACAGAGAGUUUAAAGUCAGCUUCAACAAAAGCAACAACAAUGAAAUUUAAUCCGAAUUUACCCACCACUGUCAAG
Messenger RNA from Teleopsis dalmanni, 841 nucleotides. Its product is annotated as cell wall protein DAN4-like. The record is from RefSeq and is a predicted model, not a curated record. Lineage: Eukaryota; Metazoa; Arthropoda; Insecta; Diptera; Diopsidae.